CGCAAAGUUUCUUGUCACACGUUGAAUAUUAUCAUGAAGAAGAAACUCUGUUUGUCCCCCAUUAUGUUCUUCUUCUUCUUCUUCUUCACUUCUCCUGUUGAGAUUGUAUGUUAUGAACAGCCCAUGGAUGGCCUGAAGAACUACAGGCAACUGGAGCUGCCUGGUGUGUUGGGUCCCGAAAGCAUUACCUUUGACUGCAAUGGCAAAGGCCCUUAUACUGGUGUUUCCGAUGGCAGAAUUCUUCAAUGGCGAGGACCAGAGGCUGGUUGGACUGAGUUUGCUUUUACUGCACCAAACAGGCAACGAGAGGUAUGUGAUUGGUCAACCGACCCAGAUAUGGAGCCCACCUGUGGAAGACCAUUAGGCCUUAAAUUCAGCCCUACAACUUGUGAUCUCUACAUUGCGGAUGCCUAUUUUGGGUUAAUGGUUGUCGGACCCAACGGCGGUCAGGCCCAACAACUCGUUGCUUCAGCCGACGGAGUCCCUUUCGGCUUCACAAAUGCUUUAGAUAUUGAUUCCAAAACUGGAGUGGUUUAUUUUACAGACAGCAGCAUCCGAUACCAAAGAAGAGAGUAUAUGUUCGCAGUAAUGGGAGGCGAUAAAACUGGGAGGCUAUUGAAAUACGAUCCACCUAGCAAGAAAGUAACAUUGAUGUUUAAAGGCUUAGCAUUUCCAAAUGGGGUGGCUCUAAGCAAGGACAAUUCGUUUCUUCUAGUUGCUGAAUCAUCUACAUUUCAAGUUUUAAGAUUCUGGCUUCAAGAUUCAACAAGUUACAAUACUCCAGAAGUCUUUGUGAGUCUUCCAAGGUUUCCUGAUAACAUUAGAAUGGACAAUGGAGGAGAAUUCUGGGUAGCUCUCAACAGUGCAAGAGGGAAAAUUCAAAGAAGUGGAGACACUGAGUUAGAUCUUAAAACUGUGAGUGGUUGGUAUUUUGAUGAUCCUGUUGGAGUUAAGGUAAAUAGGGAGGGGCAGAUUGUGAAAGUAUUGCAUGGAAAUAAGGGAGAGGAACUUGACUCUGUUAGUGAAAUUGAAGAGCAUGGCGGCUACUUAUUUAUGGGGUCAUCUGUGAAGGCUUAUGUUGGAGUCAUGCAGCUGUAGCUAAUUUCGAUGUAACAAAAAAUAAAUUGCCCUUAAUAUUUGAAUAAUUAUUUCUAUUAUUAUUAUU
This is a messenger RNA of Mangifera indica (mango), 1165 nucleotides long. RefSeq names its product protein STRICTOSIDINE SYNTHASE-LIKE 10-like. The record is from RefSeq and is a predicted model, not a curated record. The coding region runs from base 34 to 1098 and encodes 354 amino acids. NCBI's taxonomy places the organism in Eukaryota, Viridiplantae, Streptophyta, Magnoliopsida, Sapindales, Anacardiaceae. Gene Ontology annotation, biological process: biosynthetic process. The transcript has 3 exons. Gene Ontology annotation, molecular function: strictosidine synthase activity.